AAUGCUUUAAUAUUUCUAAUAUUUUGCAAAUGGCGAAGGAAGGUUUCAGUACUACUAAAACCUGGAUGUAUGGAAAAUUUUCAAAAAAACACUCAUCAAAUAAAAAGUUAUCGAGUAAGAAAUAGGAUAGAAAAGCCCUGCAACAUCAUCUGUAUAAAAUGGUGUCAAAAGAGCAAUAUCAUAACCUACCUGCAGAAAUAUUAACUUUCAGAACUCUUUGAUCAUACUGUCCUAAGAAGAUGAAGAGCUGUAAUACAUAAUAGCUUGUCAAAAAUACAGUGAAUUACCAAGAGUAAUUUACACAAUCCUUGAUGGAAAAAAUGUGGCAAAUGGUGAAUAUCCUCAUAUGGCAGGCUUGGUCUUUGAUAAUCCUAAAGCUCGAUGUGGAGGGUCUUUGAUAUCAGAGCGAUAUGUUUUAACUGCUGCUCAUUGUGUUAUUAGAUCCAGGCCAAAGUUUGUUCGAUUAGGUGUGGUUGAAUGGAAUCCUACCACAGAAGAUCGUAAUAAACCUGUUGAUAUGGAGAUUAAUGACAUAAAGAUUCACCCGUCGUACAACAAGUCCGUGGAACACAAUGAUAUUGCCCUACUUGAACUUAAGCAGGAUGUUGCAUUAUCCGCAUUUGUAUAUCCUGCAUGUCUUCACACACAUCGCUCGGAUAUCGAUCCGGAUGUUCCAUUAGUUGUUAUUGGAUGGGGUGUUACAAAUGUCAAUGAAACCUCAUCAGAAUCGAAUAAUCUAUUACAAACUAAUGUGAAUACAUUUUCAAUACACGAUUGCAAUACCACACAUAUUGCUGAAUAUCCUUACAUUGGGCUAAUUGAUGGACAAUACUGUGCAUAUGAUCGAGAUAAUAAGAAAGAUUCCUGUGAGGGAGAUUCGGGUGGUCCACUUCAAUUGGUUCGCGAUAGUAAACAUUUGUCAAUUGUUGGAGUUGUUUCAUAUGGAAUUUCUUGUGGAUCUGCAAUACCAUCAGUUUAUACUAGAGUGGCAUAUUACUUGGAUUGGAUUGAGAGUAUUGUUUGGCCAAGCCCACCAAAACCGUAGAAAAAGAAAAGACAAAAAAAAAAAGAGAAAAGUAAAAAUUUAUGCUUCAUUUAAAAAUGUACUUAUUAAUAAGAAAUCUUAGAGAUGCUAUUAAAGUUCCUUUAUAAAUAAAUAAA
Messenger RNA from Episyrphus balteatus (marmalade hoverfly), 1161 nucleotides. Its product is annotated as serine protease Hayan-like. The transcript has 4 exons. Gene Ontology annotation, molecular function: serine-type endopeptidase activity. Bases 347 to 1045 code for a protein of 232 amino acids. Gene Ontology annotation, biological process: proteolysis. The record is from RefSeq and is a predicted model, not a curated record. NCBI's taxonomy places the organism in Eukaryota, Metazoa, Arthropoda, Insecta, Diptera, Syrphidae.